Messenger RNA from Sitophilus oryzae (rice weevil), 1307 nucleotides. RefSeq lists its product as uncharacterized. The coding region runs from base 266 to 1138 and encodes 290 amino acids. The record is from RefSeq and is a predicted model, not a curated record. NCBI's taxonomy places the organism in Eukaryota, Metazoa, Arthropoda, Insecta, Coleoptera, Curculionidae. The transcript is spliced from 7 exons.
UUGCAAAUUCUACAUAGAAGCCCGCCAGCCGGCUCGUAACCUUGUUUUACUUUUACUUAGACACGAACGAGGCACAGCCGACCAAGUACUCGUGUCCCCCUCGCGGUACUCGCUUUCCGUUGCAUAAAGAUAAAAAACAUCGCAAUCAAGUGUAAGAAAAAAGACGAAGAACUAUGACGAGAAGAACGCGAGCGUACCAGUGAAAGUGGUUCCUCGAUCUUCGGUCGAUUCGUUUCCUCCUGUGGUCUUCCGGAAAGAUUUCGACAUGCGGAAGGACAGUUUGUUGGUGUCCGGUACUGCCGCGUUGUGCUUGUUUGUUUGUUGCUGGACCGUUUGUGACGCGGCGCUGGAACUGGACAUUAGAGUACCUAGAGUGGCGGAUUUUUUGAAUAGGGUGUCCAAUACUACUUUUGGUAUUAUACGGGGUGGUGUAAAUUUAGUUGGUAGAGCAGUAGACAGAGUGAUAAACACUUUUGGCCGAGUAGAAGACAGAUUGCGAGCUUUGUUAGAAGAGUUCAGAGGAAUUAUACUUAGAGGUAUUCCCGAACUUAACAUACCUGUAUUGGAUCCUCUGCACGUCAACAGGAUCAACUUUGACGUCAAUCAUGAUGCUGCCAAGUUAAAAGGGAAAGCGGAGAAUUUGACGAUAAAACACAUAUCGAAGUUUCAAGUGGACAAGGAAAAAUUUACGGACUUGGGAAGUUUCAGAUUCAAGCUGGAUCUAAAUCUGACGUUUCCCUACAUCAAAGUGACCGGAAAGUAUAAAGUCGACGGAAAAGUUGGCAAGAACUUCGUCAUUUACGGAGACGGGCCCUUUUGGUUGAACCUAAUUGGUCUGAAAUUGGGAACGUCCACCAUCUUGAAGUUUACUUUGCCCGCCAAGCUGAGAGUGGAGAAGUUGAGCAUCGAUAUCAAGUUGGCAAAGUUGGAGAAUUACUUCAGUAACCUUCUGAACGACAAGGAAGUUGGUGAUUUAGUUAACAAAGCCAUUUCUAGGAUGGCGCCAGAAGCUUUGGACAUAUUAUGGCCUGGAAUCAAACCAUCUGUUGAAGAACAAAUCAAAAAGUAUAUAAACCACAUCCUGGAGAAUGCCACAGUAGUCAAUUUUGCAAAGAGGCUUUUCAAUGUCAUCGUCUAAACUUAAGGACUACAUCAAUAAGUCUUUUCGCAGGGUGUUUAAGAAGUACGAUAGAACAAUCGAUUUUUGUGUUAUUAUUUAUUUUAUUUGUACUUGUCUUGUACAAGGAAUAAGCUAUGUAAAUAUUCUCUUAGGUUUAUACAGAAAUAUAUAGGUUAGUUUAAAUAAA